Molecule: messenger RNA, 640 nt
Organism: Cuscuta europaea
Lineage: Eukaryota; Viridiplantae; Streptophyta; Magnoliopsida; Solanales; Convolvulaceae
Source: the annotation of a GenBank genome assembly
GUUGAUCACCUUUCUUUUAUUUCCAAAAACAUAGGAGUUAUUAUAUGCGGAGUAUUACAAAAGAGCUAAGCACUGCAAUUCCUGCAAAUUUCUCUCCCUCUGGGCCCAUCCAAACAAACCUUAAAUUAGGGUCAAGGCUGCCUUUUGAUGUUGGUCAUUGUUUUCUUGUAGGUUCUUCACGCGCUUCUUCAAAAAUUUGCAACCUCUAUGGCCAAAUACAUACGCUACCAAGCAGACAAUGGAGAUCAGGCAAUUCAGAUAUUCGACUCGUGGGCAACAGAGCUCAGUCCAGUGGACUUUGAAGAGUUUGGUCUUCCUUACCUGAAGCAGAUUGUGGAUUCAGUUAAGGAAACUCAUCCUGACCUACCACUGAUCCUAUAUGCGAGUGGAUCCGGGGGUUUAUUAGAGAGGCUGCCCUUGAUGGGAGUAGACAUGGUCAACUUGGAUUGGACCGUGGAUAUGACCGAUGGUAGGAGAAGGUUGGGUCCUGAUGUGGCAGUUCAGAGAAAUGUUGACCUCGGGGUCCUGUUUGGUUCCAAGGAAUUUAUCACCAACCACAUACAUGACACCAUUAGGAAGGCUGGUAGGGGGGAACAUAUUCCGAACCUCGGACAUGGGAUUAAGGUAGGUACACCCGAGG